Messenger RNA from Colletotrichum spaethianum, 801 nucleotides. RefSeq names its product golgi apparatus membrane protein TVP38. The record is from RefSeq and is a predicted model, not a curated record. NCBI's taxonomy places the organism in Eukaryota, Fungi, Ascomycota, Sordariomycetes, Glomerellales, Glomerellaceae. The coding region runs from base 1 to 801 and encodes 266 amino acids. The transcript is spliced from 4 exons.
AUGCCCGACGUCGAAAUGGCCAGGACCGGAGAACGGAAAGAAGAGGAGGAGGAGACCGAGUACCGUCCCCUGAACUGGAAGAAGAUCUUCUUCACGCCCAAGUAUAUCCAAAAGGUCCGAUCAUUACCGGCAGGCUUCCUGAUUCCGAUCGCCAUUCUGGUGUUGAUCUCAUUUCCGCCUCUUUUCGGCCACGAGAUCGUGGCGGUUCUGUGCGGUGCGGUGUAUGGUCUGUGGAUUGGCUUCGCCAUCGUUGCCGCGGGUACCUUUCUGGGAGAGAUUGGAACGUGGUUCGCGUUCAAGUACACGCUGCGACGAAAGGCCCACAAGCUGGAGAGGACAAAUCUCAACUAUGGUGCUUUGGCGCGGUUAACCCGUGAUGGGGGUUUCUGGAUUGUCUUCAUUAUCCGCUUUUCCGUCAUUCCGUCGCAUUUCUCGACGGCGGUGUUCUCGACCUGCGAUGUCAAGUUCUGGCACUUUGCAGUGUCGACGUUUUUGACGCUGCCGAAACAGAUCAUUCUGGUGUACCUCGGUGUUCUCCUUGUUCAGAAGCAGCAGAACAGCACCAUCAAGAACGUCGUUUUCGGCCUCACGGCCGUUUUGACCAUUGCCUUGGCGGUAUACAUUUACAUCAAGAUGCGGAGCGUCAAGAAGACUUUGUUACGGGAGCAGAGCGAAAGAAGGGCGCAGCGGGAUUUGGUGGAGCAGCGGAAGGCGGAGGUCGACGUGGUCGAGACCGAAAUGGGUUAUCUCCAGCCCGCCGCCACGAGAACAGACAGACCAGGAUACCCACAAUGGAUUUGA